Molecule: messenger RNA, 1194 nt
Organism: Colossoma macropomum (tambaqui)
Lineage: Eukaryota; Metazoa; Chordata; Actinopteri; Characiformes; Serrasalmidae
Product: stearoyl-CoA desaturase 5-like
Exons: 5
Coding region: 115-1098 (327 amino acids)
Biological process (GO): lipid metabolic process
Molecular function (GO): oxidoreductase activity, acting on paired donors, with oxidation of a pair of donors resulting in the reduction of molecular oxygen to two molecules of water
Source: RefSeq, a predicted model, not a curated record
GCUGGCUGGCAGCUCCUGCACACAGCAGCCAGCUCUCGUGUGGAUAUAAACCCACUGAGUUUUUCUUUAAUUCUUGUUUUGGAGCCCUGAAAAUCCUGUUUUGUCGGUGAAGAGAUGGUUUCUUUCCCGGAUAGUGAGGUCCGCGAUGCUGUCGGAGGGCGCUGCGAGCCUGAGGGAGCUGAAAGCCGAGAAGCCGAGGCUGAAUGCGGGGCUGCUGAAGAGCAGCGCGGCCGCAUCAUCGUGUGGAGAAACGUUGUCCUCAUGGCUCUGCUCCACACCGGCGCGCUGUACGCAGUCCUGCUCAUCCCCAGGGCGCAUCCUUUCACCUGGAUAUGGACUUAUGUGUGUUUCAUAAUCACAGCCCUUGGGGUUACAGCUGGAGCCCAUCGCUUAUGGAGUCACAGGUCUUACAAAGCCAAACUGCCUCUGAGGAUCUUCCUGGCUGCUGCCAACUCCAUGGCAUUCCAGAAUGAUAUCUUUGAGUGGUCCAGAGAUCACAGGGCCCACCACAAGUACUCUGAGACGGAUGCUGACCCCCACAAUGCAAAGCGAGGCUUUUUCUUUGCUCACGUAGGCUGGCUGUUUGUGCGCAAACACAGUGAUGUCAUUGAGAAGGGCAAGAGGCUGGAUCUCAGUGACCUGUUAGCUGACCCUGUUGUUAUAUUCCAGAGGAGACAUUACAAAAUUUCAGUUGUGGUGAUGUGCUUCCUCCUGCCCACACUGGUGCCAUGGUACUUCUGGGGUGAAUGCAUUUGGAACUCGUACUUUCUGGCCGCCAUAUUACGCUACACCAUUUCUCUCAAUGUCGCCUGGUUAGUCAACAGCGCUGCCCACAUGUAUGGAAACCGGCCAUACGACAAGAACAUCAACCCACGAGAAAACUGCCUCGUUAGUUUUGGAGCCAUUGGAGAAGGUUACCACAACUACCACCACACUUUUCCCUUUGACUACGCAGCCAGUGAGUUAGGUCUUCGUUUCAACCCCACCACUUGCUUCAUCGAUCUUAUGUGCUGGUUCGGCCUCGCCAGCGACCGUAAAAAAGCCACGUCGGAGAUGAUCAAGGCUCGGAGGCUAAGGACAGGUGAUGGGAGCGCUUGAGGAGCCAAAAGCAUCGUACAGCUCUCGCAACAAAUCAAAAUGAGAACGUAUAUGAAAGGGAGAGGUGGUGUCAAGAUCUGUUGAUUUCAGUCUAUA